AUGAUAAAAACUCAACUGAACAACGAUAAAAGUAAAAUCCAGCAAGAUCCAGGGAACUGGUUCAGAUCCAGGGAAUUGGUCCGGAUCCAGAGAACUGGUCCGGAUCCAGGGAACUGGUCCGGAUCUAGGGAACUGGUCAGGAUCCAGGAAACUGGUCCAGAUCCAGGGCACGGACCUAGAUCAGUAACAUACAGAAGAACAGUUCGGGGACUAAAUAGAGACUCUACAAAUAGAAAACUUGGAUACAAGGUUCGAACGAAGAUACCAGAAGAUACGAGGCUUCAAUCCUCUGUAAAAGUGAUGAAUAUUGAUCCAAGACCUAAGAGAGAUUUUCCGCUCAGGCAGAACAACAGCAAGAUAUCCUACCAGCUGUCGGUCGACCUAAGCCCUGAUGGUCAGAUUGAAGAUACCUGGACGGUUUAUGAUACAAAAACUCAUGAGGGGAACUCUCCAAUCUACAUUGCUCCAACGAAGAAUAAUGAGAACUACGACAACUAUCAAGGGAAUAGAGAUGACGAAUACUCUACCACAAAAAGAUAUGAAGAGAUGGAAAUAAUGAAGAAUCAAGAUACAUUUUCAAAUCCAGAGGAUGAUAGGGAACAGUACUCUUAUUAUUCGGAUGGCUAUGACUCCUACAAUAAUUCUCCCGGAUUUCAAGGAUACAAAGACGACUCCUACCAAACCUAUUCUGACAGUACAACAGCUGAUCAAUCCCGACUAGAAUACAACGCGGCAAAGCAAACCAAUAAUUAUUUCAACUCUCCACAAAUAUUCUCUGGACGGCCGAGCUACUCCAACUCCUUUACCUCCCUGGGUGGAGAUGCUGUUCAACCAAGUUCAAGCUCCGGGGUCCGGGAAACUGUGACCAGGGGAAGUGCGUACGAUCCCUUUUAUCCAGAUUUCAACUCAUUUGGUGCAAAAGCAGUAUCCAGAUCAGAUGAUGGAAUUAUUGAGCUGAGAGAUCGAUCUUAUUUCCCUCAUUACUUUCCACCACGUGGGAUUUAACAAUUAAUGAAUAAUUGCUUACUUUCCCCUAAUUCCAUAUUUAAAAAUAAUACAAUUUUUUUGUGUGUCAAAACUUCCAUUCCGGUCCUCAAAUUUCAAAAAAUAUAUAAAAUUUGAAGUUCAUACAAUUUAUAUUACUGUAACAACCUGUAGGCUGUACACUAGCUUGUAAGAUAAUUGUACUGUGCUGUUGUAGUUUGUAAGGGUUUUAUUGUUAAGUUUAAUUACUGCAAUGCCUACCCCCACUGGGCAUUGCAAUUAGAAAAUAUAUGCUUUUAUACUUCAAA
Molecule: messenger RNA, 1292 nt
Organism: Eurytemora carolleeae
Lineage: Eukaryota; Metazoa; Arthropoda; Copepoda; Calanoida; Temoridae
Exons: 9
Coding region: 1-1005 (334 amino acids)
Source: RefSeq, a predicted model, not a curated record